Messenger RNA from Nerophis ophidion (straightnose pipefish), 11301 nucleotides. Its product is annotated as inward rectifier potassium channel 2-like. Gene Ontology annotation, molecular function: inward rectifier potassium channel activity. The record is from RefSeq and is a predicted model, not a curated record. Gene Ontology annotation, biological process: regulation of monoatomic ion transmembrane transport; potassium ion import across plasma membrane. Gene Ontology annotation, cellular component: plasma membrane. The transcript has 2 exons. Lineage: Eukaryota; Metazoa; Chordata; Actinopteri; Syngnathiformes; Syngnathidae. The coding region runs from base 403 to 1713 and encodes 436 amino acids.
AUCAACCACAGCACAUCUUCUCCCUCUGUCGAGUUAGGGUUAUGGCACAAUUUACUCUACUAGACAGAAACCUAAAUAAGGGUACUACUACUACUACUAAUAAUAAUAUUAUUAAUAGGAAUAACUCUGGAGCAGACAGAACCAAACGCAGCAAGAGAGCGUGUGUUGCGUUUAUGGGACAUAAAAAAAUCAGGAAACAGCACUUUGGCUGUGCAAGGACCAACAGCCCGCUGAUGAGACUCCUGGCCAAGGAGUGACCUGCCCUUCCUCCCUCAGGAUCCGGUCCUGGCCGCGUCCCCCCCCCCACCGGGGAUCAUUUCGAAACUGUUUCUCCGACGCUUCUACCAGAAACUGAGAGUGUUUUCCAAGGCGGACGCCGCCCAGCCGCCCCGGGCGGACGCCAUGGGGAGCGUGCGGAGCCACCGCUACAGCAUCGUGUCCUCCGAGGAGGAGGGCGGGGUGAAGCUGGCCGACAUGGUCGUCCCCAACGGCUGCGGCAACGGCAAGGCCGAGCACCGGCGCCAGAGCCGCUUCGUGCGCAAGGACGGCCACUGCAACGUGCACUUUGUCAACAUGAGCGAGAAGGGCCAGCGCUACCUGGCGGACAUCUUCACCACCUGCGUGGACAUCCGCUGGCGGUGGAUGCUGCUCGUCUUCUGCUUAUCCUUCCUGAUCUCCUGGCUGUUCUUCGGCCUGGUCUUCUGGCUGGUGGCGCUGGGCUACGGCGACCUGGAGGGCGACACGCAGAUGUGCGUCUCCAACGUGGACAGCUUCACCGCCGCCUUCUUGUUCUCCGUGGAGACGCAAACCACCAUCGGGUACGGGUACCGCUACGUGACGGAGGAGUGCCCCGUCGCCGUCUUCGUGGUGGUCUUCCAAAGCAUCGUGGGGUGCAUCAUCGACGCGUUCAUCAUCGGCGCCGUCAUGGCCAAGAUGGCCAAGCCCAAGAAGAGGAACGAGACGCUGGUGUUCAGUCACUACGCCGCGGUGGCUAUGAGGGACGGCAAGCUGUGCCUCAUGUGGCGGGUGGGGAACCUGAGGAAGAGCCACCUGGUGGAGGCCCACGUCAGGGCGCAGCUCCUCAAGUCCAGGACGACGGCGGAGGGCGAGUUCAUCCCUCUGGACCAGGUGGACAUCGACGUGGGCUUCGACAGCGGCGUCGACAGAAUCUUCCUGGUGUCGCCCAUCACCAUCGUGCACGAGAUCGACGAGGACAGCCCCUUCUACGAGAUGGGCAAGCAGGAGCUGGAGACGUCCGAGUUCGAGAUCGUGGUCAUCCUGGAAGGCAUGGUGGAGGCCACCGCCAUGACCACACAGUGUCGCAGCUCCUACGUGGCCAGCGAGAUCCUCUGGGGACACCGCUUCGAACCGGUGCUCUUCGAGGAGAAGAACUACUACAAGGUGGACUACUCGCGCUUCGACAACACCUACGAGGUGUCCGGCACGCCGCUCUGCAGCGCCCGGGAGCUCGCCCGGAGGACCUCCGACGCCUCCAGCCUCAGGAACUCCUUUUGCUACGAGAACGAGGUGGCUUUGGAGAAAAUCGAGAUGGAGGAGGAAUCGCGGGAAGGGGAGAGCGCAGAGGAGAGGAACGUCCCGGAGGGUCCGCCAUCGCCGCCGCCGCCGCCGCCGCCGCCGGCCUCGGACUCGGAACACACUCCGGACUCUUUGCCUUUGGAAUCAAGACCUUUGACUGCUGAAUCGGAAAUAUGACCUAAUGCUGCAAUAAUCCUAUAGCGGUUAACUUAACACACGUCUGUUUAUGUAGGAUAUUAUGAUGAGGCAAUAGUCCAAAUACCCUUCUUGAAGUAAAUAUGCAACACAACUCCCACCUCUCGUGGCCUACAUGUCGCACUUUUGUGACUAAAAAAGAAAAUGCAGUCGUUGAUAUGCACACAAUACAACGUUUAAUCACAUUCGAGAAGACAACUGUGUCAAAAAGUCCGCCUUUUAUCCACCUCACUUUAGUAUGGGGAACAUAUUGCAAGUAACAAAGACUUAAAGGCCUACUGAAAUGAGAUUUUCGUAUUUAAACGGGGCUAGCAGGUCCAUUCUAUGUGUCAUACUUGAUCAUUUCGCGAUAUUGCCAUAUUUUUGCUGAAAGGAUUUAGUAGAGAACAUCGACGAUAAAGUUCACAACUUUUGGUCGCUGAUAAAAAAAAGCCUUGCUUGUACCAGAAGUAGCAGACGAUGUGCGCGUGACGUCACGGGUUGUGGAGCUCCUCACAUCUGAACAUUGUUUACAAUCAUGGCCACCAGCAGCGAGAGCGAUUCGGACCGAGAAAGCGACGAUUUCCCCAUUAAUUUGAGCGAGGAUGAAAGAUUCGUGGAUGAGGAAAGUGAGAGUGAAGGACUAGAAAAAAAAAAAAGACGAGGGCAGUGGGAGCGAUUCAGAUGUUAUUAGACACAUUUUCUAGGAUAAUUCUGAAAAAUCCAUUAUCUGCUUAUUGUGUUACUAGUAUUUUAGUGAGAUUAAAUGGUCGUACCUGUACAACCUGAAGGUCGGGCCCGCGCCUUUCUACAGCAUCAGUCGACGGGUGGUGGCGAUGCCCAUCUCUGCCUUUCACAAAGGACCCUCUUCGAAACACGAUCUUUCGGAAUGAUCGCUGCAUAAUACACUGUACUUUGUGUGUGUGGUCCAAUCCAACCGUGUUCGCUUGGCCGCUCUGUUCCAUAGUAUAGCUUGACUGUCAUCUUUCGGGAAUGAAAACAAUGGCUGUGUUUGUGUUGCCAAUGGUGGCCGCAAUACACCGCUUCCCACCUACAGCUUUCUUUUUUGACGUCUCCAUUAUUCAUCAUACCGCGACGUUUUAGCAUGACACUUCCGCACGAAAUUUAAAAUUGCAAUUUAGUAAACUAAAAAGGCCGUAUUGGCAUGUGUUGCAAUGUUAAUAUUUUAUCUUUGAUAUACAAACUAUCAGACUGCGUGGUCGGUAGUAGUGGCUUUCAGUAGGCCUUUAAAUGGUAUUAAAGGGAGAGUCAUAGACAACAAAUUCCUUACUUAGUACUGAUAAGCAAUAAUUCUGAGGUUAUUGAGGGAAGACUCUCAGUUAAUGGUCUAGAGCAGGCCUGGGCAAUUAUUUCGACUCGGGGGGGGGGGGCACAUUUAGAGAAAAAAAUGUGUCUGGGGGGCCUGUAUAUCUAUUUUAUGAACACUAAUACAAAACCUCACAAUAAUGUCUGAUUGAAUGCUAAAAAUCAUUAUGACGGACCGCCUAAAAAAAACCAUAAUGGAAUUUUACAUGUUUUCUAUGAAGGAUAAAACACUGAAUAUUGACCAAAUAUGAACGUCACAGCCCACUUUCCAUCGACACAUUUUACGAUCCAGUGAAACGCGACAAAAAAAAACGCAACAAACAGCGAAAUGCGAACGCGGAGGGUACAAAAUAAACCCACCGGCAAUCUGAUACAUCACUAAGCUUUGGGACUUUGUUGUGAAAAAUCUCCUUCCGCAUCUCUCCCGUCCAAAGGCAAAACCUAGUAACUCACUUCCAGCUGAUUUUGCGCAAACAAAGGACAACCGAUCCAUCUUGAUGCUGUCUUACAAAUAUCUACAAAGUCAUCAAACGUGCAGAUGUUAUACUUGAGCUUUCAUUUUCUUGCCGAUUGAGCCACGGGUUGAAUAUGCUCUCAUGAACGUGUGCCCCCUUUCUCCAGAUAUUUUAUCACAAUCUCGGGUGGGCCCCGUUCUGCGUUUGCACAUUGGGCAAGAGCCGUGUACAGCGUCCAGUUUUUAUUUUGACCUCCACAGUUUUCUGCCCAAAAGAGCAUGCAAGGGGAAGAAUCAAGAACAAUACAUUUAAUGAAGGCGCCCGCAACGUCCUGGGCCGAUCUUCCAAAUAUCCCCUCGUGCCGUGAUAUCACAUAAUCAGCUCGACCGUCGGCCCCCCCCAUUCGUGCAAAUGUCUCAUUAAUGACAAUAAGGCGACUGACAAAAAAGCUCCAAUCCAAUCCACUCUAUUUAUAUAGCACAUGUAAACAACAAUAACGUUUCCAAAGUGCUGCACAGCCAUGUUAAAAACAAUAUUAUGCUCCACCAAUGACUGAAUAAAACAAAAAAUCAAUCAAUCAAUCAAUCAAUCAAUGUUUACUUAUAUAGCCCUAAAUCACUAGUGUCUCAAAGGGCUGCACAAACCACCACGGCAUCCUCGGUAGGCCCACAUAAGGGCAAGGAAAACUCACACCCAGUGGGACGUCGGUGACAAUGAUGACUAUGAGAACCUUGGAAAUAAAAAUAAAACCAAUAAAAACAAAUAUGAUUAAAAACUAUUUUAAAGGGUAAAAUCAAUUAAAACAGUAAAAUAAAAAUCAAAAUGUGUAAAAAACACACAAGAGGACAACAGCCAUUUUAAACUAGACAAACAAGUCAAUGGCGUUUUAAAAUCGUGUUUUUUAUCACCUUCGUCUUUUAGUAAAGGUUAAACCGUUUUUAUCUUUUAACCUUUUUGAACAAGUCGUGCAUGCUUUUAUUUCAAGUGGCCUGGACUACUGCAAUGCACUUUAUGCUGGCAUUCGCCAAAAAGCUCUCUCCCGGUUGCAGUUAGUCCAGAACGCGGCAGCACGACUUUUAACAGGGCCCAGGAAACGCCAGCAUAUAACCCCAAUUCUUCAGAGUUUGCACUGGCUCCCUGUUCAUUUUAGAAUUGAUUUUAAAACAUUGCUGUUUGUUUUUAAAUCUUUACAUGGACUGGCACCUCAAUAUAUCUCGGACCUCAUCCAAAUUUACACUCCUGCGCACGCUCUGAGGUCCGAGAGCCAGUUCCAGCUCGUGGUGCCCAAGACCAGACUUAAGACCAGGGGAGACAGGGCCUAAGCUCUGGAACACUCUGCCCCUCCAUGUUCAAACUGCUUCCACAGUGGAGUGUUUUAAGUCUCGUCUUAAGACCCACUUUUAUUCUUUGGCUUUUAACACUACGUGAGUUGUGUGGUCCUCUGUCCUCUGUUGUCCUCUGUGUUUUUUAUACACUUUGAUUUCUAUUUUACUGUUUUCAUUGAUUUUACCCUUUAAAAUAGUUUUUAAUCAUAUUUGUUUUUAUAUUGUUUUUAUAUUUAUUUAUUUUUUGUUUUUAUUCAGUCAUUGGUGGAGCAUAAUAUAUAUAUAUAUAUACUUUUUUUAAAUUUUUAUUUUAUUUAUUUAUUUAUUUAUUUUUUUUACAAUUGUUUUUAACAUGGCUGUGCAGCACUUUGGAAACGUUAUUGUUGUUUAAACGUGCUAUAUAAAUAAAGUGGAUUGGAUUAGAUUGAGGACCACACAACUCACGUAGUGUUAAAAGCCAAAGAAUAAAAGCUCCGAUUGGUCCCUUGAGAUACUAGGUUUUCCUGUUACUGUUGCUAGGUCCUGCCAUGCGCGUUACAGCUUACUUACGGAACAAAUUACAAUAUCGCAUAAAGCAUAUCACCUCGGACAGGGGUCGGGAACCUUUUUGGCCAUGCAAGCCAAAUAUUUUUAAAAGUAUUUCCGUGAGAGCCAUAUAUAUAUAUAUAUAUAUAUAUUUUUAACACUACAUGCGUGCAUUUUAAGAAAGAUCAACAUUUUUAGAGUAUAAUACGUCUUUUAUUCUUUUUAAUAACAUUGUUAUUCUGAGGCUAACCAGAAAUAAAUAAAAUACUUCUUACCAUUAAUCCGACUUCUUGAACAGGUGCGGUAGAAACCGGAUAGAUGGAUGAAAAUGCAUGAGAAUGGUUUGUAUUAUUAACGUUAUUUUUGACACCAGCUGAAUUAUUCAUUACUUAUCGUGUUAAGCAAUGUCAGCUAAGAUUUAAGUGAGAGCCAGGUGCAGUCAUCAAAAGAGCUACAGGUUCCCUACCCCUGACCUAGGAACUCCAAAAUUAUUAUCAGCUCAGAUUUGACCAAAAUUGAGUUACUGGGUUUUGCCUUUGGAUGGGAGAUCUGUGGAAACGCUUCCCACCCACACUGCUUGGUGCCUCGUCUGAACUACUGUGACUUAGAUGACCGUAGUAACUAAUUAGAUGACCGUAGUAACUAAUUAGAUGACCAUAGUAACUAAUUAGAUGACCAUAGUAACUAGUUAGAUGACCGUAGUAACUAAUUAGAUGACCGUAGUAACUAAUUAGAUGACCAUAGUAACUAAUUAGAUGACCGUAGUAACUAGUUAGAUGACCGUAGUAACUAAUUAGAUGACCAUAGUAACUAAUUAGAUGACCAUAGUAACUAAUUAGAUGACCAUAGUAACUAAUUAGAUGACCAUAGUAACUAAUUAGAUGACCAUAGUAACUAAUUAGAUGACCAUAGUAACUGGUAUAUCAUCCAUAAGCGCAGAUUUCAAGCAUUGAAAGACUUAGUAUAGUUCAAGACUUAAAAAACAUGACUGCACAUCAUAAUGGCAGCUACACUUUCCAUCUUAAAGAUCUAAAAAAAAUCUGGGGGCCGGAUUUAAAAGCUCAACAUAUGGCCCCCCGGGCCUUAAUUUGCCCAGGUCUGGCCUAAUGGUUGUAUAAUAAAGGCCAUGCAGAAUAAGGCAUCAAUAAGUACUUAAUAAGAGCCAAUAUGUUACUAAUUUGCAUGUUGAUAAGAAACUAAUUAAUGGUGAAUAUGUUCCCCCAUGCUAAAGUGUUACCGAUAUUUUUUAUUGCGCUUAGUUUGCAAUAUACGACAAUACCGGUGAAAUUUGAACUUUUUCAUUACAGUAUCGUUAGCAUGUAUUUAAAAAUUUUUUUUGCCUAUUUAUUUAACAAAAGGCACACACUUUUGAUGCAGCUCUUCUUUUGGGUCCUACCAAGGUUUUGCCCCAUUUGCACCGGAGCUGGUCUCUUGGCGAACGUCGUCUUUAAAAUGUAUUGGUCGGAAUAUUGUCGAAUGUGCAAUAAGGGCCCUAUUUUCCCAUGUGCUUAAAAACAAAAACAAAAAAAAGAACAAUAAAAAAAUAAAAUAAAAAAAAACACCACAUUUUUUUAUGGAUUUCAAUGACAUUUUAAGUAGUCAAACUGCAUGUUGUAUUAUUUUCAAAAUAAGUGCACCUUUUUUUCAUGACUUAAGGGGAACUGCAUUUUUUUUUUUUUUUUUUUAGAAUUUUCCGAAUCGUUCACAAUCAUUAUGAAAGAGAAGAAGACAGAAGUUUUUUUUUUUUUCUCACUUUCUAACAUACAAAAAUCAACUUGUUUUAUGGCUAGCAACACAGCUAAUGGAAGCAAUCGAUUCUACCUCUAAAUCAUACUUGCCAACGUUGAGACCUCCAAAUUCGGGAGAGUUGAGGUGGGCGGGGUUUGGUGGUAGCGAGUGUGUAUAUUGUAGCGGAAGAGUUAGUGCUGCAAAGGAUUCUGGGUAUUUGCUCGGUUUUGUUUAUGUUGUGUUACGGUGCGGAUGUUCUCCCGAAAUGUGUUUGUUGUUCUUGUUUGGUGUGGGUUCACAGUGUGGUGCAUAUUUGUAACAGUGUUAAAGUUGUUGAUACGGCCACCCUCAGUGUGACCUGUAUGGCUGUUGACCAAGUAUGCCUUGCAUUCACUUAUGUGUGUGUUUAUAUUAUGUGACUGGGCCGACACGCUGUUAGUACGGAGGAAAAGCGGACGUGACGACAGGUUGUAGAGGACGCUAAAAGCACGCCCCCAAUAUUGCUGUCCGGGUGGAAAUCGAAUGGUUGCCCCGAGAGAUUUUUUGGGAGGGGCACUGAAAUUCGUGAGUCUCCCGGGAAAAUUUAGGCUCUAAAUCACUUUAAAAAUUCUUUCAAAAACUGUCACCAAUACUUUAUUCCCGUUGCAUAACCUGCAUAAUAACCAAGCUGUAGCAACAUUGUUACUGCACAAGCAAACACUUUUUCUCUGUGCUACGGUACUAGCCGAAAAUGCUAACUACGGCAAGUUAUAAGCUAGCUUCUACCACAACACGAAACACAAUGCUAUAAAACAUCAAUCUGUACCGACUGAAAAAAAUAAACAAUCAUAUUACAGUAGCUUUAAAGUAUUAGCCAGCGUUUCAUGUUUUGUUUGUGCACAGCUGAGCUAGCCAAACAGCGUAUGUACUGGCGUUGUACUAAAACGCACGACGUGCUGCGUGUAUAAUGAUUGAUAUUAAAGUGACAUAUUAAAGUGACAGGGGACAUUUCCUGUUGAUUUUGGGCAAGCACUCCAUUUAUGUCGAAAUUAGCUGGCUCCAAUUUCCAUAUUUAGCAACAUUGUUACUGCGCGAGCAAACUAUUUUUCUUCGUGCUAUGGUAUUAGCCGUAAAAGCUAACUACGGCAAGUUAUAAGCUGGCUUAUACCACAACACGAAACACAAUGCUAUAAAACAUCAAUCUGUACUGACUGAAAAAAAAUAAUCAUAUUACAGUAUCUUUAAAGUAUUAGCCAGCGUUUCAUGUUUUGUUUGUGCACAGCUGAGCUAGCCAAACAGCGUAUGUACUGGCGUUGUACUAACACGCACGACGUGCCGCGUGUAUAAUGAUCGAUAUUAAAGUGACAUAUUAAAGUGACAGGGGACAUUUCCUGUUGAUUUUGUGCAAGCACUCCAUUUAUGUCGAAAUGAGUUGGCUCCAAUUUCCAUAUUUAGAGCGGAAAAAUCGCUUUCGUCUCCCCUGCUCCAACGUCUCACUCUUCCUUCACGCUUGCUUCUAUAAGCUGCAGUAUACUCAGCUUCAAAAAGAUAAGGUUCUAAAUCCUCAUUUGUGCAAAAAUAGUCGUCUUUGUUGUCUUUUACCGAGUCCGCCAUGCCUGACGGAAUAAAUCCGUCCCGGAAAUGAUUAUUAUUAUCAAAAUUACGGUAUAUACUGUACAUAUUGUUAUAUUAUAUACAGUAUAUACUUACAGUGUGUGUAUAAAAUGUUGAUGGAGGGUUUUUGAAGUUGUUUUAGAGCACUUUGAAGGCUACAAUGGUGACUCCCAUUAGUCGCAUCUUUCAAGGGUUUCUUUAUUCUUUAUCGUCUUUACAGUAAAAUAAUAAUGAAAAAAAAAAUGGACGGGCGUGGUUUGUCUCUCAUAGUAAUUGUGGACGAUAAGCAGAAUUCCCCCCAAAAAUGCAGUUCAGCUUUAAGCUCUUGGGUUUAUUCAUCAGUCGUCAUUAAAUAUGCGAGGCUCGAAGUGGUGGUCAAGCGAGCGUAGGUCGUCAAAGCGUUCUAGGCGGAAUUUUGCCUUUCUCGAAGAAAAAUGCUUCGUUUUAGGCCGUCAGAACCGUUCAAAUUGCGAAAAGGACAAAAGUGUCUUCGGAGUUCCCCGAGACUUGGUAACAGACAACAAAGAUUACUAUUUUUGGAGAAAUGCGGAUUUACAACAUUUUUGAAGCUGAGUAUACUGCUGCUUGUAGAAGGGCGAAAGAGUGCAAGAUUCUAAGAAACGACAACAAAAAAAGACACAACUUUGCAGAGAUUACUUUGUUACAUUUUUUUUUUUUUUUAAUGUUUUAACGUUUAGUAUUUCACGUUUAAGUAAUACCUUGAUAUUAUUCGUAUUUUAUCUUUAAAACGUAUUUUGGCGACGAGUGUUUUGUCAACCACCAAUUCAGGAAGUCUAAAUAAAGUUAAAGUUCUCUGCAUUCGACCCAUCACCUGGGAGGUGAGGGGAGCAGUGAGCAGUAGCGGUGGCCACGCCCGGGAAUAAUUUUUUGGGUGAUUUAACCCCCAAUUCCAACCCUUGAUGCUCAGUGCCAAGCACGGAGGAACAGGUCCCAUUUUUAUAGUCUUUGGUAUGACUCGGCCGGGGUUCGAACCCACGACCUACCUAUCUCUGAAGACCCAUUCCAAUUGGGUUUGGUUGACCACCACUUGGUUCACAGGUCAGAAAAAGUCACGUGACUAAAUACAAAGAAUAUGAAUUUAAAAAAAACCCACUUAAGCGCAAAUGGGAGAAUAGGGCCCAAAGAGAGUGGUUGACUACAGCCGCAUCCUGAUGAUUAAAAAUGCUGCUAAUGCUUCAAACUCUACAGGAGCCAAAAAUGUAUUAUUUAUCCUUUUGAAAGUAUGCAAACGUGUCACCGUGACGUUCAAACCUUACAGACGAGCAUGAGAGCGUCCGUGUGUGUUUUCCCGACUGUUUCCAGCUGUCCUAUUAGCAAAAAGCCCGACAUGUACAUAUAUGUGGAAUAUGUCAAUAUCCUCAUUUAACAUUGACUGAUGGAUGCGACUUUGGAUUGUUGGAAUGGAGGCCAGUGUUGGAUUAACCCUUUCACAUCACCACUGCACUCAUGAAUGUUUUUGCCCUGAACAUGUUAAAGGUCCCUUACUAUGCAAACCCGACUUUUUAAUGUUGUCCCAACAGUUAUGGGUGUUGUUGAUGUUCACCAAAAAAUCCAAAUGUUUGCUUUUUCAUGAAGGAAAACCCUCCUUCUUCCUGGAUUUAGAUAUGUCGUAAUAAAUCUCCAACUACCCAUCAGCCAAUAACAAUUUUGGCAGCUUUAAUCGUUAACGUUUCAGCUAAUAGGCUAACGUAGCAUGAUAUACCGUUGAAAUGUGACUGCAACGCAGGGGAGUACUUAGUCAUUCGGGGGCUCUGGACUAAAACCCAGUCAUCUGAUUUAUUCCGGCAUGGCAUACUUGGUAACAGACAACAAAGAUGACUAUUUUUGGACAAAUGAGGAUUUACAACCUUUUUGAAGCUGAGUAUACUGCUGCUUGUAGAAGCAAACUUAACACGAUCAUUUAUGAUGUUGUUAGAGAGCCACAUAUUAAAACUUGAAGCAGGGGAUCCGGACUGGGAACGACACCACAACGGCCUCCCGAAUUCAAUUCAAAACUUAUGAGACAAACAUUUUUGGAAACCGGAAAAGUGCUCCUGUUGUAGAAAGGAACUUGGACCACCAGAUCCUUGCAUUGACAUUUUAACCUUGCCCACAAAAUAGAACACUGAGGGUCCAAACCUCCGUCAUGGUAGACUUGGAAACAGACAACAAAGAUGACUAUUUUUGGAGAAAUGCGGAUUUGCAUUUUUGAAGCUGAGUAUACUGCUGCUUGUAGAAGCGAACUUAACACGGUCAUGUAUAAUGUUGUUAGAGAGCCACAUAUUAAAGCUUAAAGCAGGAAAUCCGGACUGGGAACUACACCACGACGGCCUCCCGAAUUCAAUUCAAAACUUAUGAGACAAACAUUUUUGGAAAAAUUCCUAAAACCGGAAAAGUGCUCCUGUUGUAGAAAGAAGUUGGACCACCAGAUCCUUGCAUUGACAUUUUAACUUUGCCCACAAAAAUAGAACACUGGGGGUCCAAACUUCCGUCAUGGUAGACUUGGAAACAGACAACAAAGAUGACUAUUUUUGGAGAAAUGCGGAUUUACAACAUUUUUGAAGCUGAGUAUACUGCUGCUUAUAGAAGCAAGCAAAACAUAAUGAUUUAUCAUGUUUUUAGAGAGCCACAUAUUAAAA